ACAAUACACUCAGCAAACGUGAAGUAAGACACUGUUGGCAAAAAGCAGAGGGAAAGUUGGAGAAGUGAUAUCACUUUGGACUCUUGAGAUUUGAGGAAAAAUUGCUCACCUGGAUUAUUAUUACCUGGAGUGACUUUUCUCAAGGAAGCAUGGAUGUGGACGUUGAGGGGAUUAUCCAGUGCAUCAAGCAGGGGGAUGAGAAUGGCGUUCAGAUACAGCUGCAGGAGUUCAAUAAAGAGUACGCCCAGUGCUUCUUCAUUGAUACUGAGGAGAGGGAGAAAUUGAAACAAAGGAAACUAGAAGAGUUCAAGAAGAAUAAAGUGAGGGACUGCACUGAUUCUGACUCUGACACUGAGGAGUACAUGCAUGAAGAUCGAGGUCUCAUCCUCAGACAGAACUUAGCUCUUGUCCUUGUGAGAUUCAUAAGAACAGGAGUCAAAAGUCGUUUGUUGAGAGUAUGUCUCCGUACCUUGAGGAUCCUGUCAAGAGACAAAAAGAUCCUGGGCCCCUUGGUGACCGACAGUGCUCUCCUGACCUUGGCCAAAAUAGCCGGGCUGACCGCAAGUGAUGCCUGUGAUGAAGCCUGCGACCCUGACUGUGAGUUCUAUGAUAACAUCAUCGCUACUUUGGCAGAGGCCAAAGUGCUGCAGGCUCGAGUUGAAGGGGAUGAAGGUGAGACUAAUGAGCAAGAUGAGGAGUUCCCUGCUAUCGAUGAGGACUCCAAGAGUGACAUCAGCAAUGUUAACAGUGGAGAUCUGGACAGCAUCAGCUGGUGCGGGAGCCACAGGACCAGCAUCAAUGAAAUGCACAGAGGCGGAAGCCAUCAGAAGGUGCUGGAGCGAGGAAGGAGGGACCGCAGAGAAAGCAAGGCGGAGGGGGAGGAAGUGGAGGAGGAAGGUGAUCAAGGAGAAGAGGCCCUAAGAAAAGAAGCCAUGAAGGUGCUGUGUAAUGUGGUGUAUAACAGCACCUGGGCACAGGAGAGGUUCAGUGGUCUCAGGCUCCUGAGUGGUCUCACCGAGCGCCUGUCUUCCAGUGUCAACUGGUCCUCUCCCUCCAGUCUUAAGUUCUAUGAGCUGCGCCUCAUGUUCCUCAUCACCGCCCUCCGUCCAGAGCUCAGCACUCAGCUUCAACAGGAGGGUGGAGUGUCCAUCCUCACCACAGCCUUGGAGAGCUGCCUGGAGGUACAGUGGAAGGAUCAGUAUGAAUGUGCGCUGGACCCUGUGGCACCACCUAUAUCUCUGGAAGCCUCUCAGCGCAUCGUAGAGAUCCUGAAAAUCCUCUUCAAUAUCACCUACAGUACCCACAGGCAGGAGCCAAGAGAGGAAGAAGCAGCUCUGUACCGACACCUGGUGGCGAUUCUGCGUCUCUGCCUAAUGAGGAAGUGUUUGUUGUCUGAUGAUACUGACGAGCUGCAGGGUCAUACAGUCAACCUGCUGUCAGCGCUGCCACUCCAGUGUCUUGAUGUGCUGCUUACGGUGCCUCUAAUGCCAGAUUCCAAGGAAAGUCUGGGAAUAAACAUGGACUGUGUCCACACCCUGCUGAUGUUCAUGGAGAAACGCCUGGACUCGGGUGACAGGAUCAAAGAGAAGCUGACACCAAUCCUCAAUCUGCUGACAGAAAGCUGCAGAGCUCACAGAGAAACACGGCUCUACAUCAGAAAACAUAUUCUCCCUCCUCUGAGAGAUGUAUCACAUAGACCGGAGGAAGGGACCACUGUGAAGAAUCGUCUGAUUCGUCUCAUGACUCAUCUGGACACAGACCUCAAACACUGUGCUGCUGACCUCAUCUUUGUCCUCUGCAAGGAAAACGUGAGGCGUUUUGUCAAGUACACAGGUUACGGUAAUGCAGCUGGGCUUCUGGCCACCAGGGGCCUGCUGGGAGGUCAGGGUGCCAGGAACUCCAAUACCAGUGUCCAGUAUUCCAGCGACUCUGAUUCAGAUACAGAGGAGUACCGGCAGGUCAAAGACCGCAUCAACCCAGUAACAGGGCGGGUGGAGGCAGAGCAACCAGAUCCCAUGGAGGGCAUGACAGAGGAGGAGAAGGAGGAGGAGGCCAAGAGACUGAUUAUGCUCUUCAACAAGCUGUCCAGAGAUAACAUCAUCCAACCGAUGGGAGUGAACGAAGAAGGGAAGCUUGUCCCAAUGUCAGGACUGGAAGAAAGUUCCUUUCCUGAGGAGGCGAAGCCUGAGACAGAGCGAGACGGAGACGCAGAAGAAGCAGACAGGGACUGAAAC
Messenger RNA from Melanotaenia boesemani (Boeseman's rainbowfish), 2234 nucleotides. Its product is annotated as synembryn-A. The transcript has 14 exons. Gene Ontology annotation, biological process: G protein-coupled receptor signaling pathway. The record is from RefSeq and is a predicted model, not a curated record. Lineage: Eukaryota; Metazoa; Chordata; Actinopteri; Atheriniformes; Melanotaeniidae. The coding region runs from base 150 to 2231 and encodes 693 amino acids. Gene Ontology annotation, cellular component: plasma membrane; cytoplasm. Gene Ontology annotation, molecular function: G-protein alpha-subunit binding; guanyl-nucleotide exchange factor activity.